UAUCCCGUUAAUGUACAGACACUGGCCAUCCCUGCAUGCACAUCCACACUGCCUGUUUGACCACUCAGCCCAUCUUGCGGGGAUAAGGAGCAGGAGUGAGCUUCUUAUGACAUUUUAAAACUCGUUUGUUGUGACGUGAAUGAAUAUGAUUACUCGCUAGAUGGCAAAACUCCUGCAGGCGGAUCUUUGGACCUUCAAGCCUUGAGAUGCUCUGAGUGUGGGAGUGUGGUGCUGCCGUUGCUGUGAGUGCGUGGCGCCCCUGAGUGACUGAGGGCGUGGGCACCUUCCUUACGUUGACCCCUACACGAGGCUUGGAGUCCAAGUAGAAUAGGUUACUCAUGUAUGGACGGGGAGGAGCGAGUGGAAGUGAAAUCAGCGUGGCCCAGUGAGUGAGGCAAGACACGGCUGAUUGUGGUGCGCUUGAGAGAAGUGUGUCGGGGAGAGACUAGAGUGCCUCGCCGUGGCUGUCACAGAUGUCUACGUGUACGGAUCUUAGUACCUCGCUGUUUCGCCUCGACAGGACCCGAGGAUGUAAUCUGUAGCUGGCGGGCCUGUGGCAAGGCUGUGGUGAAGUGCUUGUGUGUAUGUGUGUGAGGCCUGGCCCUGCCUUGCGUGAGUCACCAUGGAUCCCUGGCGUGCACUCAGGGUUACUCUGCACCUCCUCCUCCUCCUGCUGGUUUCUCAAGAGGCACAGGGGAACAACGGUCCACCGGGCUUGAAGUCAGAUAAGGACUGGUUUGUGUCGGAAGACGAAGCUAUUGGGGCAGUGGUCACUCGUCUUGUAACCUUCAAUGAAAGGAAUAACAGCGUCACCUUCGAGCUCGAGCCCAACACGGAAGGCGAAACAAUACACACGUACUUCACGGUAGACGACCAGCGAAGAGUUGUAGUCGCGAAGAACCUGAGUGGUCUGUUGAAACCCUCGGAGAAGAGGAAGGACUUCAUGCUACGUGUGAAGCUGAAUGACAGUAAAUUUAACCCUGUGGUUGUGGUGAGGCUGCAGGUGGCCAAGCAGGGGGAGUGGCAUGAAGGGCCUAGAGGCUUUGAAGGUCCUCCAGGGUUCAGGGGAGAGCAGCCACAUAGGUUUCCAGGUGGCAACUUCCCACCCAUCCAAACACCAGACCCCAUGCCUGUACCCUUCCUGUCAGUUGAAAAGAAAUGGCAUGUGAGGGAGGGUGCACCAGUAGGCACCCUUGUUAACACAGUGUAUGUGUAUGACUUGGCACAGAACGGUUACAUCUUGGAUCUCAUUGAUCCCACUCAGCUCUUGCAGAUUGACAGGAAGACAGGACGCAUCACCUUGGCUGCCUCACCAACCGUCCAGCAGGUUGGAUCCUUCAAUGUGAAGGUGAUUGCCGACAGCCCACAAGGCACUGCUGAGGAGGAGGUACAGCUGCUUGUGCUUGCAUCCCACCAUAUCCCAAGCACUAGACCAGACCAAGUAAAUCAACUGGACCUCCAAGUGGUGGGGGGAGGAGGAGGAGGAUCAGUAACCAGCAGUACAGAGCCCCCCACUGCAGGACAUACAAGAGGCAGCCUGACAGUCAUCACCAUUCUGGUAGUAGUGGGGGUGGUGCCUGUGGUUGGUGCUGUCCUUUGGUGUUGGAAUAGGCAUCGCAGACUGGUGGCUGCAAGGUCUAAGAAGAGUGCAGUUAUGUAUGACAAGGAGAAGGAAGCUGCAGCCACCGUGGAGCCUGAGGAGCAGAGAGGCAGUGAGUCACAGCAGCAGGGAAGCAUUGUAGGCCUGGCAGCACGGUGGUGGCGCCGGGCCUCCAGCAACACCUAUGAGGACUCCUUCAGAAACAGUAAAGAGAAGCGGAAAAGUACAACCACUGCAAUGUCCGCUUCAGACACGUGGGAGUUUCCACGUCACCGUCUCAAGUUCAUGGGUAUCCUGGGUGAGGGAUGCUUUGGGCAGGUGUGGAAAUGUGAGGCCACAGGGCUGAAGGGUGAGAAGACCACACUGGUGGCUGUGAAAACUCUGAAGGAGUCUGCUGGGGAGCGGGAGAGGAAGGACUUGGUGCAGGAGCUGAAGGUGCUGAAGAGCCUUGGUCAGCAUCCUAAUGUCCUCUCCAUGCUGGCUUGCUGUACUGAGAAAGACCCCUUGUUCAUUGUGCUGGAAUACAUGGUCAUCGGUAAGCUGCAGAGUCACUUGAGGUCUUCUCGUGCAGACACAUCAUACAACAACCUGCACGGGUCCUCCUCCUCCAUCACGCCAAAGGACUUGAUUCUCUUUGCCUACCAGACAGCCAGAGGGAUGGAGUUUCUGUGUAGGAAUGGGAUUGUACAUAGGGAUUUAGCAACAAGAAAUGUCCUGCUUGGGGAGGAUAAGGUGUGCAAGGUGGCAGACUUUGGCCUUGCAAGGGACGUGGCCAACAACCGGAUCUAUGAGAGGAAGAGUGACGGCCGGCUGCCUGUCAGAUGGAUGGCUCCUGAGUCACUCUUUGACAAUAUUUUCUCUGCAAAGUCUGAUGUUUGGAGCUUUGGUGUCCUUUUAUGGGAAAUUGUUACUCUGGGUUCAACGCCCUACCCAGGGAUGGGUGCCAACGAGGUUAUGAGGAAGGUGCGUGACGGUUACCGCAUGGAGAAACCUGACCACUGUCGCCGGGAGAUCUACAACAUCAUGUACUACUGCUGGGACAAGGACCCCGUGGAGCGGCCGUGCUUCACUGAGCUAGUGCACACCCUGGAGGGGCUCGUCAUGACAGAAGUGGAGUACAUUGAACUGGACCGGUUUCCAGAUCGCAACUACUACAACAUCAUGCAAGGGAAGGCUGAUGAGCUUUUAUAGGAGUGUUUUAGUCUUGGUGAGCACUGUUAGCAAUGAAAAAAGAAGUACAGUAGUCAGUUGAAUUUAUUGUAGUAGUAGUAGUGGUAGGUUGAUGCACAGUGUAACAUCGUAAUAGCACAGUCAGAUUCUUAUUGCCAACUUGUGGGUGUGAACAGUAUCUUUAGUGUGUGUGUGUGUGUGUGUGUGUGUGUGUGUGUGUGUGUGUGUGUGUGUGUGUGUGUGGUUGUUGUCCUUCCACACUUAAUUUAUGGGACACUUUGUGGAACGUGCCUGUACAGUCAUGGGUAAAAAUUGAGUAACCUGCCACACUCCUUUUCACUGUGUCAAUUAUUUUCCCACAAUUAUAAGUCCUCUGAUCUCUUUAUAAUCCAAUAUUCAUCAGGAUGUGUAUGGAGACUGUCAGGAAAAAUACUUAAUACAGUGGGAAAUUGUGGCAUGUUGGAACUUUUGACCAUAACUGUAUCUUAAAAUUAAUGAUCCUGUGCCUAAGUAGCCCCUCCCACUUGUGUGAGUGCGGUAGUCCUAGUUGCCACUCAUCUGGUCACAGUCUUGAACUCUUCACUCUCCCAUUGAACCCCUCAGGAGUCUCUCAGUGUUUUGCUCAUGGAGAAACACUGUCAGAGAUGCGAGUUUAAGGUUCCUAGAGAAUUAUUCUUAAGAAAUCUAGAAUCUUUAAGUGGAUACAUGCUUCAUUAUUUGCUGAUACUUAUGAAAUGUUACAUGUAGACUCUCAUACUAGACCAACAGAAGAUGGUACUUUUAAGGCGGUGAAGUAGAGAAUUAUAAAGCAGAGUAAAUCUAUGGAAAGUUUAUGUAACUUAGAUACAUUUAGUUAGAUUUAUAUUAUAAAUGAUAUACAGUAUAUUUUUCUAGCAUGUAUCAUAGGAACCAAAAUUAUUAAAGAUUUAGUGCUAUAUACCACCAUUUAUCUGCCAUUUAUCUUGAAACUUGUACUAACUCUGGUGCUGAUUGCAUGGUGCAGGAAACCAUGUGUUGAGAUAGUUAGGUGAACACUUUACAGCUAUAUUGUAGUGAGACUGUUGUGUAACUGUGUGUAUCUUGGGUGUUUGUUGGUGGUUUGAUGGAUUCUUUUAUUAUUUUACCUGCAAGAUAUUUAUAAUUCUAUUCAUGUUCUUUAUACAUUAACCAUGUGUUAUCACUUACCAUAUCUUUUGUCUCUUGAAAGGCACAUGGUUCUAGAAAGAUUUCUCUCCUGAUCAUUGUCCAGAAAUAACACAAAAACACAGGCUGGGAAAGCUUUGGCCUGAGGUCUGGUUUUGUUGUGUAGCUGAUAAUGCUGGUGAUGCAUGUUUUGGUGAAAGAAAGAAUAGAAAAAAGGGGAAAAAAAAUACAUAACCAGUGAUUGUGUGAGUGGAGUUUUUUUAUGUACUGUUUCUAAUAAUUUUAUUCAUUAAAAAACUGGUUAUGGUAUAGGUAUAAGAUUAAAGCUGAGGAGGAAACCACACAGGUGUUGUGAAUUCAGCUUGACAAAUGUAAUCUCCUUGAUAUGAGGAAAUCCAUGUGCAAGACCUAGUGUGCUUUGUUGGGAAAAGACAUCCUAUCCUUUAAGGCAAAAAAAUAUGGUACAUGUUUGUUAAUUUUCUCAUAAGUAAUAUUUGCAGUAAUACUCAUGUUCAUCAUGAUUCAUUAUGUAAAAAUCUUUAUAUGAAUUAACUGGUGACUAAUGAUUGAGUUACUCACUGAAGAAGCUUACAGUGAAUUACUGCCCUGUGACUCAGGACCUGCUGUGAAGUUUUGCUUCCUGUCUUUAAAGUUUACAGAUCAUACUUGAUAGAGAAUAACUUGUAGACACCAAUAUUUUUGCCAACUGUGUGAUUAAAGAUGGAUCUUUAAUGAAGAAUAUAAUAAGGGAUUCUUUUAUAGCCACAAAAUCAUAUGUAAGUAUAAGAAUCUGCCAUUGCCAAGUGUUGUCCUUGAUCCUGCACAAAAUUUUACAUUUAUUUUCCAAACCUAUUUGACUAUGAGACUCUUGACAACUGAUUGUUUUCCUCAAUGUUGUUUAAUCUCUUAAUAUUACACUGCAUCAGGACAAACUAUGAAAAGGAACAGGACACAGAUGGGAGAAUUAAGUUUUUAUUCAAGUGAAAAGUAAUGUAAAAGGAAUGGGUACAUAUAUCACAAGUUGAAAAGUGGCAGCUGGUGCUCCCCUACCAUCUUGCUGUGAGGGGCAGUGACCACCUGAACAGUAACUGGAAAUGCUGCACCAGGCAUGCCAUGAAGCACAGCUGCCUCACCAUUCAUAAAAGAUACACAUUACUUGUACAUUCUUUAGAGCUGUAUGUGCAGGAGGGUUAUGGGUCUCUAUUCUUGGCAUCCAUGAUAAUACUGAUUCAAGGGAAGACUGGAAUAGCUUUAUCAAUAAACAAGCUAUCCAGUACAGCACAUUGCAUAUGUUUUCUACAUGCUGGGAUGGAGUCACUCAGCCCCAGCAAGAUCAUGUUUAAGAGCCUGAAACUGAACCUGACAUUAAGGAAUUACUGUCAAGGAAAAGCAAGAACUUGACACAGUCCACUAAUUCAUGUGGAUUCAUUUGAUGCAGAGGGGAGAUCUGCAGGAACAGCAAACACCACAGGUAGAGACAUGUAUCACUUAGUUCAAUAUAGGGUAAGCACUUUGUAUGCACAAUCUGUACAGUAAAAUGUGACCAUUAUUAACAUGAGACAUUUUCAGUAACUGUUUUGAUUUUUAAAAGAUACGUAAACUUCCAAAAAAACAAAUGUUAGUACUUUUCAGCCAUUUUGGCUUGAAUGUUUCAACACAAAUAGCUAAGAAAAGUUUUCAUUGCCUAAAAAAAAAGGGUCUUUCUGGGAUACUUAAUCUGAUAUUGUUCAGGUGAACUUGUACUUCCAUGGUUCUCUGUCAGUAUGUUUGUAAGCUGAGUUUAAUAGUAUUUUGAAUCACACACAAGUCAGCAGGGCAGUGAGGUGCUGUGGUGCACUCCUGGUGGGUGGUAGGUGAGCACCACACCCAGGAGCAGGAGAAUGAGGCAUCUGUAGUGGGUACUUUGAUCUUUUUGGCUUCUAACAUCUUUGUUUACAAUGAAUAUUUUUGGCAAAUUGUGGCUGUAACUUGGAUUUAUAAUACUCCUAUGUUUGAUUUAACUUACUGAAACAAAAUGCCUCUUUGAUGGAAUUUAGCUUGUAUUACUACUAAUGUAUUUAUUGUUAUUUUCUUUAAUCAAGAAAUAUAAUACUGACAGAGUUUUUGUUGUAUAUGAAUGGAUCAAGUAUGAAAGUGACCACAGUGCAAUAUUGUGGUUAUGUUGUCUUGAAAAAAAUACAAUAAAGUUAUGAAAGCUGA
This is a messenger RNA of Scylla paramamosain (green mud crab), 6112 nucleotides long. It is a transcript of the gene Cad96Ca, whose product is annotated as tyrosine kinase receptor Cad96Ca-like. The record is from RefSeq and is a predicted model, not a curated record. Bases 623 to 2791 code for a protein of 722 amino acids. Gene Ontology annotation, biological process: protein phosphorylation; positive regulation of kinase activity; cell surface receptor protein tyrosine kinase signaling pathway. Gene Ontology annotation, cellular component: signaling receptor complex; plasma membrane. Lineage: Eukaryota; Metazoa; Arthropoda; Malacostraca; Decapoda; Portunidae. The transcript is spliced from 13 exons. Gene Ontology annotation, molecular function: calcium ion binding; ATP binding; transmembrane receptor protein tyrosine kinase activity.